Messenger RNA from Staurois parvus, 348 nucleotides. Lineage: Eukaryota; Metazoa; Chordata; Amphibia; Anura; Ranidae. The record is from the annotation of a GenBank genome assembly.
GGCGGUGAUCAGGAUGCUGGUAUGGGGUAUGGCGGUGAUCAGGGCGCUGGUAUGGGGUAUGGCAGUGAUCAGGGUGCUAGUAUGGUGUACGGCAGUGAUGAUGGUGCUAGUAUGAUGGUGAUCAAGGUGCUGGUAUGGUGUAUGGAGGUGACCAGGGUGCUAAUAUGGCAUAUGUCAGUGAUCAGGGUGUUGGUUUGGGGUAUGGCAGUGAUAAGGACACUGGUAUGGUGUAUUGGAGUGUUUUUCCACACUGGGACAGGUGACAGGGCCUCCCUGCAUUAUUUAUUAUUGUGGGGCAGUGAUCAGGGACACUGGGGCACUAAACUGGGGCACUGGGAUGGCUGGCAU